This is a messenger RNA of Belonocnema kinseyi, 1641 nucleotides long. RefSeq lists its product as uncharacterized. The record is from RefSeq and is a predicted model, not a curated record. The transcript has 2 exons. The coding region runs from base 281 to 859 and encodes 192 amino acids. Gene Ontology annotation, molecular function: nucleic acid binding. Lineage: Eukaryota; Metazoa; Arthropoda; Insecta; Hymenoptera; Cynipidae.
CCUCAUGUAUGCUUUGACUUGCGUAAAUGACGGUAACGAAGGCAUAGCAUACGAGCUGCGUUGUCUUCCUCGAAAAUAUUUGUUCCCACCAGUUUUGAACGAAAAGUGAGACAAUACAAAUAUCACAGUGAAAAGUGUGUUCGAGAUAGACAAGGAGGCUUAAUUAAUUCUAGAAAAAAUAAAAAAGUAUUUUGAGAAAGGUUAUAGUUACAAAACUAUUCUUCAUUUAUUAAUUGAAAAAUACGAUAUACCCAUUUCACCAACGAGUUUUUCAAGGAUUAUGAGUGCUGCAAAUUUCAAUAGAAAAAAUUUUAUUGAAAGCCCGACAGAGGAAAUCGUUAUGGCUAUUCUAUUGCAACAGGAAGGAAGCGGCGACAAUUUAGGCUAUAGGUCUACGUGGCAGAAACUUAGAAAAGUGUACAAAUUGACCGUGAAGCAAAAGACAGUAAUGGAGUUGUUAAGAAAAAUUGAUCCUGAAGGAGUUGAAGCACGUUGUCGAUACAAAAUGAAACAAAGAACGUAUAAUGUUCCGGGCCCAAAUUAUUUGUGGCAUGCUGACAAUCACGACAAGCUGAAACGGUUUGGAUUUGCUAUUUAUAGCUGUAUAGAUGUGUUUUCGAAGAUAGUUUUAUGGAUACAUGUUUCUAAAUCUAACAAUGAUCCAAAAAUAACAGGGCACUAUUACUUGGAGGCAAUCCAAAACUUUGGAUUGUUGCCUACCUUAAUAAGAACUGAUCACGGCACAGAAGCAACACUCAUGGAAGAUUGUCAAAUAGCUUUACGGUAUAAACAUACCGAUCCAAAUGCUGGUCUUAACAGUUUCAUCAAAGGAAAAAGUACGCGUAACCAAAGGAUAUAAUCUUAUUGGUGCCAGUUUCGUCAACACAUUGGUGAUUUUUACAUUACUCUAUUUAAAAGAAUGGAAUAUGAACAGUUACUUGAUAUCGGCAACCAAAUGCAUAUAGAAUGUUUGCGAUAUUGUUUUGACAGCAUAAUUCAGAAGGAUAUCCUUAUUACAAGAAAAGAGUGGAAUGAACAUAUGAGCAUAGAAUACGCAAACAAAAUAACGGAAAUGUUUUAAGCGAUAUACCUGACGAAUUGUAAUAAUGGCCAGAAAGGUUUGGAGGAACCGAAUUCAAGAAAGAAGUAAAUGUACAGCACGUGCAACUUCUUAAGAAACACACAAAACAACCAGUCUUAAUCUCUCCAGAUUUUAAAGAAGAAGCAGAUGCUUUAACGGGAAAUAUUUCAGUACAAUCUACUGCUAAGGACGCUUACUGCUUGUACGUGAAUCUUGUGAAAGCUAUUGGAAAGGAAACCUUACAGUAGAAAGCGUUCUAAAAAAAUACACCGCUUCUGAGUUUUUUUUUAGCAUGAUCACAUCUUGCCCGUCUUAAACUAUAUAGAUUAGUAGAAUUUCGAAUUUUCAAAUAUGAAAUUGUGGGUUUUUAUUUGAUUCUUUCAACUUGUCGACUAUGUCAAAUACGUUCUAUUUAUGAAACUUAAAAUUAGAAAAUUUUUAAAUAAUCUAUGAUUUGUUUAUAAAUUUUCAAAAGAAAGAGUUUUGUUAUAAUGAGGUAAACGACGAAUUUUCUUCAUUGCCUUAUCCAGCGUUAUAAAUGCAUAAGAAUAAAGAAAUAA